Messenger RNA from Galeopterus variegatus (Sunda flying lemur), 4112 nucleotides. RefSeq names its product alpha-2-macroglobulin (gene A2M). The record is from RefSeq and is a predicted model, not a curated record. The annotation marks the transcript as partial. The transcript has 31 exons. Gene Ontology annotation, molecular function: endopeptidase inhibitor activity. Lineage: Eukaryota; Metazoa; Chordata; Mammalia; Dermoptera; Cynocephalidae.
GAGGACAAACUCCUUCAUCCAAGUCUCGUUCUCCUCUUCCUGGUCCUCCUGCCCACAGACACCUCAGUCUCUGGAAAACCGCAGUAUAUGGUGCUGGUCCCCUCCCUGCUGCACACUGAGACCCCUGAGAAGGGCUGCCUCCUUCUGAGCCACCUGAAUGAGACAGUGACCGUAAGCGCAUCCUUGGAGUCUGUCAGGGGGAACAGGAGCCUCUUCGCUGACCUGGUGGUGGAGCAGGAUUUAUUCCGCUGCGUCUCCUUCACUGUCCCAAGGUCAUCACCCAAUCAGGAGGUAAUGUUCCUCACCAUCCAAGUGAAAGGACCAACCCAAGAAUUCAAGAGGCGAACCACGGUGAUGGUUAAAAACGAAGAGAGUCUGGUCUUUGUCCAGACAGACAAACCCAUCUACAAACCAGAGCAGACGGUAAAAUUUCGUGUUGUCUCAUUGGAUGAAAAUUUUCACCCCCUGAAUGAUUUGAUUCCACUGGUAUAUGUUGAGGACCCCAAAAGAAAUCGCAUCACACAAUGGCAGAAUCUCAAGUUAGAGAGUGGCCUGAAGCAACUGUCCUUUCCUCUGUCAUCAGAGCCCUUUCAGGGUUCCUACAAGGUGGUGGUGCAGAGGGAAUCAGGAAGGACAGAGCACCCCUUCACCGUGCAGGAAUUUGUGCUUCCCAAGUUUGAAGUGCAAGUAACAGUGCCAAAGAUAAUCACUAUCUUGGAAGAAGAGAUUAACGUGUCAGUGUGUGGCCUAUACACAUAUGGGAAACCUGUCCCAGGACAUGUGACCGUGAAGGUUUGCAGGAAGUUUGGUAACCCUUCCAACUGCUUUGGUGAAGAGUCACAGGCUUCCUGUGAGAAAUUCAGUCAACAGCUAAACAACCAUGGCUGCUUCUCUCAGCAAGUAAAAACCAACAUCUUCCAGCUGAAGAGGCAAGGAUAUGAAAUGAAACUUGAAGUGGAGGCCAAGAUCCAAGAAGAAGGAACAGCGGUAGAAUUAACUGGAAGCGCAUCGACUGAAAUCACAAGAACCAUAACCAAACUCUCGUUUGUGAAAGUGGACUCCUACUUUAGACAAGGGAUCCCAUUCUGUGGGCAGGUGCGCCUAGUGGAUGGGAAAGGCACCCCUAUGCCGAAUAAAAUGAUCUUCAUCACAGCUGAUGCAGCUAACUAUCACUCCAAUGCUACCACUGACGAGCAUGGCUUGGUGCAGUUCUCCAUCAACACCACGAGUGUCACGGGCACCUCUCUCACCGUUAGAGGAAGACACAAGGAUCAUCAUUCCUGUUACGGCUACCAGUGGCUGACAGAAGAGAAUGAGGAAGCACACCACACUGCUUACCUCGUGUUCUCCCCAAGCAAGAGCUUUGUCCACCUGGAGCCUGUGCCUGGCCAGCUGCCCUGUGGCCAGACUCGGACGCUGCAGGCACAUUACAGUCUGAACGGACAGGUCCUGAAGGAACUGGAGGAGCUUGUCUUUUACUAUCUGAUAAUGGCAAAGGGAGGCAUUGUCCGAGAGGGGACUCACAUCCUUCCUGUGGAGCAGGGGGAUGCUCCAGUGAAAGGCCAUUUUCCUGUGUCAGUUCCUGUGAAGUCAGACAUUUCUCCCAUUGCACGAUUGCUCAUCUAUGCCAUUUUACCUGACGGGGAAGUGAUUGCAGAUUCUGAAAAAUAUGAGGUUGAAAAUUGUCUGGCCAACAAGGUGGAUUUGAGCUUCAGUCCAGCACAAAGUCUUCCAGCCUCCCACGCCCACCUGCGAAUCGCAGCUUCUCCUCAGUCCCUCUGUGCUCUCCGUGCCGUGGACCAGAGUGUGCUGCUCUUGAGGCCUGAGGCUGAGCUCUCCCCGUCCUCGGUUUAUAACCUGCUACCAGUAAAGGACCUCACUGGCUUCCCUGAGAGUUUAAAUCAGCAGGAAGAAGACAAGGAAGAUUGUGUCAAUCUCAAUAAUGCCUAUAUUAAUGGAAUCAUGUAUUCCCCGGUAUCCAAUACAAAUGAAAAAGACAUGUAUAGCUUCCUACAGGGUAUGGGCUUAAAGGCAUUCACCAACUCAAAGAUUCGUAAACCCAAAGUAUGUUCUCAGCCUCAACAUUGUGAAACACAGACAACUGGUAGUUAUCGUGUAGCUUAUUUAGAGUCAGAUAUGAUGGAACGAGGCCGUGGAGAUGCACUGAAGGCAUCUGUUUCAGAGCCUCGCAUGGAGACGGUACGAAAGUACUUCCCGGAGACGUGGAUCUGGGACUUGGUGGCGGUAGACUCAUCAGGUGUGGCUGAAGUAGGAGUAACAGUCCCAGAUACCAUCACUGAGUGGAAGGCAGGGGCCCUCUGCCUGUCCAGUGACACUGGACUCGGUCUUUCUCCCACUGCCUCUCUUCGAGCCUUCCAGCCCUUCUUUGUGGAGCUCACAAUGCCUUACUCUGUGAUCCGUGGAGAGGCCUUCACGCUCAAAGCCACUGUGUUAAACUAUCUUCCCAAAUGCAUACGGGUCAGUGUGCAGCUGGAAGCCUCUCCCGCGUUCCUAGCGGUCCCAGUAGAGAAGGGACAAGAGACUCACUGCAUCUGUGGCAAUGGGUGGCAGACUGUGUCCUGGGAAGUAACUCCAAAGUCAUUAGGAAAUGUGAAUUUCACUGUAAGUGCAGAGGCACUGGAGUCGCAAGAGCUGUGUGGGACCGAGGUGGCUAUGGUCCCUGAAUAUGGAAAGAAAGACACAAUUGUCAAGCCCUUGUUGGUUGAACCUGAAGGACUAGAGAAGGAAGCAACAUUCAACUCCCUGCUUUGUCCCUCAGGUGCUGAAGUAUCUGAACAAAUAUUCCUGAAGCUGCCACCAAAUGUGGUAGAAGAAUCUGCCCGAGCCUCUGUCUCAGUUUUGGGAGACAUAUUAGGCUCUGCCAUGCAAGAUACACAGAAUCUCCUCCAGAUGCCCUUUGGCUGUGGAGAACAGAAUAUGGUCCUCUUUGCUCCUAACAUCUAUGUUCUGGAUUAUCUAAAUGAAACACAGCAGCUGACUCCAGAGAUCAAGUCUAAGGCCAUUGGAUAUCUCAACACUGGUUACCAGAGACAGUUGAAUUACAAGCACUCUGAUGGCUCCUACAGCACCUUUGGGGAGAAAUAUAGCAGGAACAAGGGCAAUACCUGGCUCACAGCCUUUGUGCUGAAGACUUUUGCCCAGGCUCGAGCAUAUAUCUACAUCGAUGAAGCACACAUUACCCAAGCCCUCACCUGGCUCUCGCAAAAGCAGAAGGACAACGGCUGUUUCAAGAGCUCUGGGUCACUGCUCAACAACGCCAUGAAGGGAGGAGUAGAAGAUGAAGUGACUCUUUCCGCCUAUAUCACCAUUGCCCUUCUGGAGAUUCCUCUCCCAGUCACUCACCCUGUUGUCCGCAAUGCCCUGUUCUGCCUGGAGUCAGCCUGGAAGACAACACAGAAAGUGGCCCAUGGCAGCCAUGUCUACACCAAGGCACUGCUGGCCUAUGCUUUUGCCCUGGCAGGUGACCAGGACAAGAGGAAAGAGAUACUGAAAUCACUUGAGGAGGAAGCUGUGAAAGAAGAUAAUUCUAUCCACUGGACACGACCUCAGAAACCCAGGGCACCAGAAGGGCAUGUUUAUCAGCCCCAGGCUCCUUCUGCUGAGGUGGAGAUGACGUCCUAUGUGCUCCUGGCUCGCCUCACGGCCCAGCCAGCCCCAAGCUCAGAGGACCUGAACUCCGCAACGCACGCUGUGAAAUGGAUCACAAAGCAGCAGAAUUCCCAUGGCGGCUUCUCCUCCACCCAGGACACCGUAGUGGCUCUCUACGCAUUGUCCAGAUAUGGAGCAGCCACUUUUACCAGAACUGGGAAGGCUGCACAGGUGACCAUCCAGUCUUCAGGAACAUUUUCCACAAAAUUCCAAGUGGACGACCACAACCGCCUGUUACUACAGCAGGUCUCAUUGCCAGAGGUGCCUGGGGAGUACAGUGCAAGAGUGACAGGGGAAGGAUGUGUCUACAUCCAGACAUCCUUGAAAUACAACAUUCUUCCAGAAAAGGAAGAUUUCCCAUUUGCUUUAGUGGUGCAGACUGUGCCCCAAACUUGUGACGGAACCAAAGACCACACCAGCUUCCAGAUUUCACUGAAUGUCAG